Molecule: messenger RNA, 2503 nt
Organism: Rhinichthys klamathensis goyatoka
Lineage: Eukaryota; Metazoa; Chordata; Actinopteri; Cypriniformes; Leuciscidae
Gene: apcdd1l
Product: adenomatosis polyposis coli down-regulated 1-like
Exons: 4
Coding region: 321-1859 (512 amino acids)
Biological process (GO): negative regulation of Wnt signaling pathway
Cellular component (GO): plasma membrane
Molecular function (GO): Wnt-protein binding
Source: RefSeq, a predicted model, not a curated record
UCAACUGAGUAACCCAAAGACAGACUCUUACAAGCACCACACAGGUUUAACAUCACCAAAGAGAGCACAGAAUCAACAGGGGACGUAUUUUCAAGCACUAUCAAGAAAGGAGAUCCUGAAAACUCAGUCAAGGAGUCCUACCAUGAAUGGAAAACUUCAUGUUUGAAGAUGAAACGUAUCAAAAGUGGAUUAAAUUAAUCUGCAUAUCUGGUAAUAUCUUAUCUGAAACGCUCUCAUUGACGUGUGACUAUCCAGGAGAGGAGCAUUUCCAGAUUUCUGUCCUUUAUUUUAAGUGAUUUGGAGAGUACAAGUACCGGAUCAUGGCUGGGGUGAGACUUAUUCACCUGUUGAAGACAUUUUGGAUGGUAUUUCUCAUGCAAGUUUUGUGUGUGAUGGGCAGUAAGUUGUGGGAAGUGCCCACCGCCCCCCUCGUACCCCAUGCCAACCUCAGCACGAGACUGUUGUGGGAGCCACAGUGCCAGGUUCAGCUACGCCAUCUACAGAAUGAAGGAAGAGUCACAGCCACCAUACCACCCAAACUGGAGGGCCACUGGGUGUCAAGCAGAUGUGAAGUGCGACCCGGUCCUGAAUUCCUCACUCGAUCCUACUCAUUUUACCAAAGCCCCACACGUCUCUUCAGGGCCCUCCAGCACUAUUACUCUGACAGUGAUUGCCACAUCCCAACCUACUCUCUUGUGAUCAGGGGUAAACUGCGGCUACGUCAGGCCUCAUGGAUCACCCGUGGAGCCACUGAAGCAGAGCACCACCUCCAUAAAGUAGGGAUGGUCUUUCACACCCAGAAAGCCAUCCAUCAUCUCGCGACUCGCCUGCCCUCGUGGCUCAAAGUUGGAGGACACCUGGUGCCUCAUCACUUCUAUGAACUCUUUAAUGCCAAAGCAGAGAAAGACUGCCUGGGAGCUCUUGGCUUCUCCAUGAUGGAACUGGAGUUGCUGCGGGUGGAGACCCAUCACCAUCCUCACAGCAGGCCGGCUCAGGAGCUGUUCCUAGGGGACGUGCACACAGACUGGAACGAAAGGGUGCACCAUAGACCGACUGGUUACCAGGAGCCUCUACAGAAUGCUAUGCACCACAUCCACCCAUGCCCAGUGUGCGCCCUGGUAUACCGAGCCUCUGAACAGAAUCCACCCAUUCUUCCCCCAACCCCCUCCGUCCCUCUGGAUCUAAACGGAAAUUGGGUGAGCCAACGCUGCGAGUCCCGUCCAUCCGUCCUCUUCCUUACCCGCCUUUUUGUUUUCAACGAGGAGCGACGCACUUGGGAGGGGACCUACCAACAUUACUCUGACCCAAUGUGCCGCCAGCCCAUCUUUACAUUGUUGGCAUCAGGUCAUUAUGCUAAAGUAGGACAGUCGGUUAAAGUACGUGGGGCCACUGAGCUCGUCUUCAAGGUGACACGAGCAAAUGCGAUUGUGUUUGACCGUGCAUUGUUGCGGGAACUGAAUUCAACGCAAAAUGGAGGAUGUGGACAGGCGGGCAGGUGGGAGGUGGGUGUCGAGCAGGACGUAACCUGGACGGACGGUUGCGAGGCAUUGGGGAUACGACUUCCGCACAAAGAGUAUGAGCUGUUUAAGAUGGGGGUGGAUCAUAAAGGGCGCCCCCUGUUGUUCAAUGGGGAAAGGCCCACGGAUGGAUCCAGCCCGGAUCGACCUACAAAAAGGCCAACAUCUUUUCAGACACCAAUGGUGCAAUGCAGCACAAGGGUCGGGGUGGAGCCACGCUACAGUUCCUACAGUGAUCAUUCAACGGGACCCAAGACCACAAGCUCUGCUAAUGCACUGCACUCUUCAUUGAUUCUGCUGUCCGUUCUAAAUGCAUGGUGCUGGAAGAUUCAUCUUUUCUAAAAAUGCGACGUGCUAUUCACGUUGACUGUUCAAAUUCUGACCCGUUUAUAAUGGGCAUAGCACAAUCUAAUAGACUGAUCGGUCAGUUCGGUGCUAUGACAAAAUGCUAGCUGUAAAUGCUCUGAAAUAUGACUUUUUUUAUCUAAAGAGAUUUUCAUAAAUCAAAAAUGUACAUAGAAACCUUUUAAUCAUAUAGUAUAUCAACAUUCAUUUUAAUAUCUGUUAUUUGGGGUGUUGUUUCCUAUUUUGAUAAGAACUACAGAUAAACGAACAUCUAUUCAAAGAAUGAUUGUUCUGUAGAAAAUGCAUUUACCAACAUUCCAGCAAGAUAACAAAGAUGAACAGUUAAAGGCGAAGUACUUUAAAUACUUCCCAGUGUACAACCAAUGGUGCGAUUUUGGGCGGGACUAUCUGUGUGACCGACCAAUGGGAGGUGGGGGUGUUUGGGGAAUCUGUUUCAAAACAAUCAUUAUUCUGUUUGGUGCAGAAAUGACACACUUCAGCUUUAAGACAUGGGAGAUAUAGAUGGAUAUCCAGAUUCCCGUUUGUCUGGGAAUGAAGAAAGAAGAUUUCCCAAAAUCUGGUAAUACGUUUGAAUUGAAGUGCGUACAUGGACUAAAUUUGGCAUUAACUACCCUGUAUUA